Messenger RNA from Cuscuta europaea, 1842 nucleotides. The record is from the annotation of a GenBank genome assembly. NCBI's taxonomy places the organism in Eukaryota, Viridiplantae, Streptophyta, Magnoliopsida, Solanales, Convolvulaceae.
CACGGAUUUGCCUACGUCCAUUCAUGAGUGGAAGAGCAAGUUCGUGUUUGUGUCCAUUGGUGAGAGUGGCACUGAGUUUCCCUCCCUCGGCCACACCGGGAGGUUUAACCUGCAUGACCCGCCGAAGAGCUCUAUUUUGGACGCUCAGGUGGAGGCUUUCUUGGAAGGGGGGCUGAGGAGCGUGAAGGAUUACAUUACUGAAUACAAGAUGGCCGCCCUCGGCUUUGUGAGGUACUAUGUCUAUGGUGACAAGGAGGAUGACCUCCAACUCUGGCCGAGGAUGACCACCACCUUUGAGGAGGCCGACGGCCCGGACUUGGGCAUUCCUGCUGAGGCCGAUGGUAAUUCUUUCUUCGGCUUUCUGUCUUUAUGUUUUGUCCUUUGCCUUACUAAUCUGUUUGUGUUUUUCCUUUGUAGAUUUUGUCAUGGACCGUCGUUCCAUGAUGGCUAUUGCCAAGGCCAAAGCGGCCGAGGAGAUUGCUGCUAAGGCGGCCGAGGCGGCCAGACGUGCCGCGGCCGGUGGGAGCGGGGCUACUGCUGAUGCGGCCCCAAAGCCUGCUCCAUCGAAGAAGAAAAGGCCGGCCACUGACGGCCAAAAAAAGUUAACUGAGGCCGGCGUGAGCGUCUCGAAGAAGACGAAGAGGGCUCCUUCCCCUUCUCCGGCUACUGAGGCCGGUACUCUGGCUGUCCCCAUCGUGGACGAUGGUGGUCCCGUCGUGGACCUUACUGUUGCUGACGAUGCUGCCCCAGCGCUUCCUCUCGUCCAGGAACCACGGACGAAGAGGGCCGGCAAGGAGAUUGCCGGUGCCACGUACCAGAAGGUGGUAGAAUACCCCGUCGGCGGGGGCGUGUUUAAUGAUCUCGUCCCUGGCCACGUCGUCCUGGCCCAGGCCAUGCCGGCCAAAGAUCGGGCUUACUUGAAGAAGCUCGGGGAAGAGAAGAUUUACGAGGGCGGCAUGGACCUCUUCGUCCAAAGUGCCUUUAUGCUUAUGGAAAGCCAUAAGAGGCAGUAUUGGGAGAUAGCUCGCUUGAAAGGGCUGGAGCAGAAGGCUGCCUCGGCCGACGAGGCGGUAGCUUGCCUUGAUCGGCUCCGGGAGGAUGCCAAGGCGUUGUAGGCAAAGGCUGAUGAAGCCGCCGCGGCCAGGGACGAUGCCCUGGCCAAGCUCGAGGAGAGCAAAAGGGAGCUUGAGGAGUCCCAAAGGGCGCUGGAGGCCGAGAGGCGCAAGAGCGAGGAGGCCGUCAAGGCGAAAGCUGAGGCCGAGGCCGCCGUCGUGAGGGCUGCUGAUGAGGCCGUUGAGAAGUUCCUGGCCGAGGGGUGGAAGGCCGAUGAGAGGCUUCCCUGGUGCUACGAAGUGGUGGCCGCCAGGCUUGAGAGUUGGGGGAUGAGCUCCCCCGCCGGCCGGGAGUAUUUCAGCCGGGAGAUGUCCGUUUAUUACAACCUGGGCCAGGAGCGGAUGCAAAGGCUCCUGUGUCGGCGGCUAUCCCGGGCGUUGAAGGCCAUGAAUUACACGUCUGGGUGGGCUAGACGGAACCUGAAGCUGCCAAAGCUGAUGAAGGAUCCAGAAGAGCAGGCCAAGCUUCCGCUGUCGGAGCGAGAGUCCCCCAUAGAAAGCUCCGGCCUCGGCGAGCCGGACUACACUGAAUUCGACUUCCUGGACGAUGCCACUAGCUCUGCGGCCGCCGCCGAGGAGGGAAUUGACGAGGCCGAAGAGGCCGCCGAGGAGGGAGCCGACGAGGUUGAAGAGCCAGCCGCGGAUGAAGGUGCCCCGGAGGCUUGAUCGGCUAUUCCCUGUUGUAAUUAGCUUUUCAUUUUUAGCCAAAUGAUGUAACGGCCGAAGUGCC